Uranotaenia lowii is the source of this 483-nucleotide messenger RNA. RefSeq lists its product as uncharacterized. The transcript is spliced from 2 exons. The record is from RefSeq and is a predicted model, not a curated record. Lineage: Eukaryota; Metazoa; Arthropoda; Insecta; Diptera; Culicidae. The coding region runs from base 1 to 483 and encodes 160 amino acids.
AUGAAGCCGGAGAUUUUCACAUCAGUCAGCGGAAUUUCGGCGGUGCCACUUGAACCUGGAUAUGGCAAGACGGAAGAGAAAGAAGUUCUUCUUCCAAACAAUCGACAGUACCAGAAGGUAGUUGGGCAGCUGUUAUACAUCGCAGUCAACAGCAGACCCGACAUCGCAGCGGCAAUUUCGAUCCUGAGUCGAAAGGUGAGUUGUCCAACCGAGCGUGACUGGACAGAGUUGAAGCGAAUGGUUCGUUACCUGAAGGGGACAGCAGAUCUGGAGCUUCGACUUAGUAGCAGUGACGAUUCUUCAGGUCUAGUCGGCUAUGCAGAUGCUGAUUGGGCAGAAUGUGUCAGCGAUCGGAAAUCGAACAGCGGAUAUGUGUUCCAGUACUGCGGAGGUACAAUUUCUUGGGCGUGUCGCAAGCAAACUUGUGUCUCAUUGUCUACAGCAGAGGCGGAGUUCGUUGAUGAGUUUAUAAUGAGCGUGUAG